Molecule: messenger RNA, 390 nt
Organism: Calypte anna (Anna's hummingbird)
Lineage: Eukaryota; Metazoa; Chordata; Aves; Apodiformes; Trochilidae
Product: cytochrome c oxidase assembly protein COX14
Exons: 2
Coding region: 123-281 (52 amino acids)
Biological process (GO): mitochondrial respiratory chain complex IV assembly
Cellular component (GO): mitochondrion
Source: RefSeq, a predicted model, not a curated record
CUACAACUCCCAGCAGGCAGCGCGGCGGGCUUCCCGUCACGUGACAGUAAAACACGUGGCUAAACCCGGAAGCGCGCUGCCCGGCGGGACUCCCGGUGGUGCUGAACGGCGAAGGCGCAGCCAUGGUGUCCGGCAAGCAGCUGGCUGACUUCGGUUACAAAGCUUUCUCCAGUUCCAUGAUGCUGCUGACGCUGUACGGGGGUUACCUCUGCGGUGUCCGCGCUUACCGGAUCCUCCAGCGCCGCCGGGAACGCCAGGCCCAGGCCGGGACCGAGAGCUGAGGAAGGGGACUGAGAUUUGGGAUCGCUUUUUCCAGGCUUGAAAGGGUGGAGGGCUGAGAAACGACCCUGCCAAACCCCCCCCCCCUCCCCUUCCCGGUGUCCGGGAUGG